UCUAUUCCUGACUCCUCUUAUCUACUUUAAACCCAUCUGUCUGUAUGACUUAUGUUUCUUUAAAGGUUAUAUCCUGGAGAACACUACAGACCUGAGCACCAGCAGUCUGUGUGGGACGGAGAACGACGACCAGGCAGAGGGCACCUCUUCCCAGACAAACACCUAUUGUCCAUCGGUGUUGGAGAGCGAGCCCCCUGGCUUGGACCAUGGCUGGCCGGCAGAGGACUGGAGCUACCGCCUGCAGGGUGAACCCAGUGUAGAGGUCUACUUCCAGUCUGAUAGAGCAGCCGGCAUGAAAGAUCUGCUCAGGGAGUUCAUCAGCAAGGCCACAAUGGUUCUGGCCAUUGUAAUGGACACAUUCAGUGAUGUGGAGAUGUUCUGUGACAUCCUGGAAGCAACCAGGAAGAGGAAUGUGUCUGUCUACCUGCUCCUGGACCAUAUCAACCUGCAGGUCUUUGUCAAGAUGUGUGAGACGCUACAGAUCAACAGUAAUCACCUCACUAAAAUGUCGGUCCGUAGUAUACAAGGAGAGACGUAUUGUGCAAAGUCUGGAAGGAAACUCACUGGACAGAUCAAAGAGAAGUUCAUGAUCAUUGACUGCACUUUAGUGCUGGCUGGAUCAUACAGGUAUAUUUCUGUUGUAUAAUUAGCUAAUAGUCACAUCAAUGUCACAAUCACAAUGGUUGACGUCAUUCUGAAUAGGUAGGUCAACGUUAUGAUGGUUGUCAUUCUGAAUAGGUAGGUCAACGUUAUGAUGGUUGUCAUUCUGAAUAGGUAGGUCAACGUUAUGAUGGUUGUCAUUCUGAAUAGGUAGGUCAGCGUUAUGAUGGUUGUCAUU
This is a messenger RNA of Oncorhynchus gorbuscha (pink salmon), 838 nucleotides long. RefSeq names its product protein FAM83A-like. The record is from RefSeq and is a predicted model, not a curated record. Gene Ontology annotation, biological process: epidermal growth factor receptor signaling pathway. The transcript is spliced from 3 exons. Lineage: Eukaryota; Metazoa; Chordata; Actinopteri; Salmoniformes; Salmonidae. The annotation marks the transcript as partial.